AUGGCGACUCUGGACUACGUCGACGUACCCGCUGCCGCAACCCGUCUAAGGGCAGCGUCGAUCUCAGGAUUUGAAACGAACGAGAUCAGGCCUGCGCCCAAGAUUACAACAAGUCUUCCGAUGCCCUCUCCACCCCCAUCUCCUUCAGUUCUCAGACGUAGAGCCUCAUCAAUGUCCCUCGAUUCCCUGACCUCUCCAACGCUUUCCUUCCUUCCACAGUUAUUGCUGUCAUCUUCGCUGCCUUCUAAUCCUCUGGGGAGCCCAGGUACAUCGACGCCAAAACCCGUAGCAAAGAAGAAGGGCGAGCCCACCAAACCAACGCUAUUAUCAUCCAAAGAUCCGCUGUCGCUCCCGAUAACGACCAACAACUUCAAGCGGUUCGUGGCGAAGGUUGGGCCAGUGUUUUGGUUGCAGGAUAGGAUAGAGGAGAUCCUUCUAUGGAAGAGGGGUUGGAAAGUGACAACGGUCUGGAUGUUAGCCUAUGCUCUGCUGUGCUACUUUCCUCGUCUCAUUCUGCUAAUACCCCACAUCUCACUCAUCGCCAUCAUCCUUGCCACGUAUCCGUAUCCCUCCGCUCCCGGUUCGGACCCCUUGUACACGUCAUCAGGAUCCGAACCUGCCGAGAACGAGGCUCUCCCUCCGCCACCUACAGAGGGUUCCAUACCCUGGCAAGCCAACAUCCAAGGAAUCCAAAAUUUAAUGGGCGCCUUCUCCGAUGCUUUCACACUGAUCGAACCAUACACGUACCACCUCUCCCUCUCCCCAGCGCACUUCUCCGCCACUCGCACACAGGGAUCAAUAUCCACCCAUCCAUCGCCUUCUUCCCAUUCACCAUACACACCCCACAUUUUAACCUUCCUCAUCGUCUCCUUCCCGCCCCUUCUCUUCCUCAUCUCCCUUCCCGCUUUCCCAAUCCGCCAAGUCUGCCUCUUCGUGGGCCUAGCGCCUUUCGCAGUGACGCACCCGUACGGUCGGGCCCUUCUCCCAUUUAUCGGGCCAGCCCUUCGCGAUCUGACCCCUAUGGUAAUCAAAAAGGCGAAGGUGGUAAAAGGGCGAAUUACAGCUGCAGCGAAACGUCAACAACAACCCCAGGAGGACGUCGUAGAAGACGAUUCCAAGGGCCUUCUUUUGCCAGUUUCGAUGAUGGUACAGCGUUUAGUGGAUGACGACCGGUUGACGGAUGUCGUUUGGAACUCGGAGUUGAGGGAAGUGGAGUUGUGGGAGAAUGAGCGAUUUGGUGGAGCCCAGGACACACCGUCUCUAUCAUCGUCGACCUCAGGACCAUCACCACCCCAACGAGGGUGGAGUAAACAGAACCUCAAGCCCAACGAGCGUAUGGCAUGGACCAGGGGGCGAGACGGGUGGAGUGGUGGCGUCGAAGGUAAUGGGGAAGUCAGUUUCGCGUGUAGCAGCAAUCUGACCUUUUCCCUAUCUGAUGGAUGGGCGUUCGUCGAGACGGAGGAUUGGAGGAAGGAUUUGAGUGGUGAUUGGUCGGGGUGUAGUGCGGAUGGAGAUGGCUGGGUGUAUUCGAAUGAUACGUGGCAGAACCCGCGGCCUUCACCCUACGUUGCGGGUGGUGGGAGUGUGACGAGGAGGAGGCGUUGGGUCAGGCGGGUGUGGUUUGAUGCAUCAAAAGUAGGCUCGUCACCAGCCGUUAUGGUCAGAUACUGA
Molecule: messenger RNA, 1671 nt
Organism: Laccaria bicolor S238N-H82
Lineage: Eukaryota; Fungi; Basidiomycota; Agaricomycetes; Agaricales; Hydnangiaceae
Exons: 5
Coding region: 1-1671 (556 amino acids)
Biological process (GO): peroxisome organization
Cellular component (GO): peroxisomal membrane
Source: RefSeq, a predicted model, not a curated record